GCGCGCGCCGGUGCGGAUGCGUGCGUGAGCGUGCGCGCCUCCGCCGCCUCUGCCGGUGCCGCUCCCGCGCCCUCUGCCGCUGCCCCCGCCGCCGCCGCCGCCGCCGCCACCACCUCUGCCCGGGGUCCCUGAGGCGCAGCCCCGGCUGAGGAGCGCACCGGCCGGCUGCCCACCAGCGUCGCGGAGCAGAGCGGGCGGGGCGGACGGGCGCGCGGACAGACUAGCCUACCAUGGCUGACCAGCGACAGCGCUCACUCUCUACCUCUGGGGAAUCGCUGUACCAUGUUCUCGGGCUGGACAAGAACGCAACCUCAGACGACAUUAAAAAGUCCUACCGGAAACUGGCCCUGAAAUAUCACCCGGACAAGAACCCUGACAACCCGGAGGCUGCAGACAAGUUCAAGGAGAUCAACAACGCGCACACCAUCCUCACGGACGCCACGAAGAGGAACAUCUACGACAAGUACGGCUCCCUGGGGCUCUACGUGGCCGAGCAGUUCGGGGAGGAGAACGUGAACACCUACUUCGUGCUGUCCAGUUGGUGGGCAAAGGCCCUGUUUGUCUUCUGCGGGCUCCUCACCUGCUGCUACUGCUGCUGCUGCCUGUGCUGCUGCUUCAACUGCUGCUGCGGGAAGUGCAAGCCCAAGGCGCCCGAGGGCGAGGAGACCGAGUUCUACGUGUCCCCCGAGGACCUGGAGGCGCAGCUGCAGUCGGACGAGCGGGAGGCCACAGACACGCCGAUUGUCAUACAGCCAGCGUCCGCCACAGAGACCACCCAGCUCACGGCCGAGUCCCACCCCAGCUACCAUACCGACGGGUUCAAUUAAGUUCAGGAGAAGCUGUGACGUGCGGAUCAAUCAGCACCGGCCACUUCGACCUUAGCAUCAUGAACUGUAGUCACAGAGGCGGGAGGGAGCCGCUCUGGCCCGGGAAGGACCCUCUGCCCCUGUGCUCACCCACCCGCCAACCCCAACACGUGAAGUGCGUAGCAUGCAGUAUUUAAAGCAGUUUAGCUACGGUCGCCGUCUUCUGUUUUUCCUUUCUAAUAGCAUGUGUGGGGUCUGUUCCAUGUCUGUCUGUGUUGUGGACGUGCUGCAGCGAGACCGCAUAGAGCAGUGGCGGCACCGCCUGGGCUGUCAGGUCGCUGCCAUGAGCUGGCCACGUGGUGUGGUGUCCCCAGCAGGUGGGAGGGGCCGCCCUGCUCCGUGCUCCUGUGCCGGGGCAGGUGCUGCCUGCAGAGCUGUGGUCUGGUCCAGUAGGGCCUCUGCACUGUCACGUCCCCGGGUGUUGGUAGCAAGGACAGUUCGUGCAGCUGCUGCUCACCUUGUGUGCAUGGCCUUGUGACGGGACUUUUCCGGGGGUGAGGGUGUUGUGGGGACUGUGGGAGCUCCUGAUCUGAGACCUCCUCUCAGCCUGGAUCUAGCCUGAGUCCCCUGUGCCACGAGCUGGGUCGAUGGCCACAACCGGCGUCUCCCCUCUCCUUUCUCCGCGUCAGCCUCCGCGUCCCUCCAGGCCCUGUGGCCUCUUGGUAACCAUUUUGGAUGUCGAAGCACCACAGUGGCAGCUGCGGCCCAGAUCGCCAGUCAGGCUGAGUCCAGGCUGCAGGUGGCGCCUGGCUGCCCAGCCUCCUCUCUGCUUCCCGAGCCCCUGCCCCCCCUCUUCCUGCAGCUGCUCCGGGUCCUGGGGAGGUCGCGGGGUCAGAGGCACACUUGGCGUGGGAGAGGUGGCCCCGGGGGCCUGGUGCCCUAGGCUUGUGAGCCAGCAGCCAGACCGGGGUCUCACUGCUGCUGCGGGCAGAGCCUUUUGUGAACUGCUGCACGUCCGUCCUUCCUUCCGGCCCAGGCCUGGUGGGUGGUGCCCCUGCUUUGGAGACUGAGGAGAUGUGGGUUACGAUGUACCAAAUAGCAGAUUCCCUGCUGGCCCUACACCAGCCUCUGGAGGCUCACGGGGCCCCCGUGGGCCUGGUGCCUGCAGAAUGAAUGUGCUCGCUGCUCCUGUGUCGCUGCAUCCCCAGGAGAGUGAAGGACAAACCGGGGAGCGCUGGGCGACAUGGUUCCCUGGCUCAGACAAACCAGACAUGUUCCUGAAGCCACUGUCCUCCCCUGUGGCCCUUGCUGCCCGCCAGGCUGUGCUAGCCAGAGCUGGGGGCGGGGUGGCCACUGGCAGAACCCUCAGUCCUAGCCCCUCCCGCCGGCUCUCCUGCAGGCCAGCCUAGGGCCUGGGCAGCUGCUUGGUCCCAUUUGGUUUUUUGCUCAUUGUAGUUAGUGAUCAUGAAGAUGUCCAAGGAGAGGGUAUCUCUGCACUGUGAUGUUGAAUUAGAACUAAUUUGCUAAAACCAGGCCUCUCCUAAAAGGACAAGAAACUCAUUGUUUGACCCACCGGGGAACGAGGGAGGAGGUGAGACCAGGCCAUCCCUGUGCCCACCCCGGUUCCGAAGCCCAGGAUUCAGCCGGAGCCGCUGGCCGCGGUCCACCCGGAGAGCUCCUGGAAGUGAUUUAGGAAAUGAGUUGCUGUUCCCAGGAAUGACCAAGAACCCAGUUAAAACCCCACCCAGCCGGCCUCCCGUGGGUCACUGCGUCCCCGCCAGGUGCCGCCGGUGGCAGCGUAGUGUUGCUCUUCGGGCAGGGUGGCGUGGGAACGACGGCGGGCCUGAGUCUGUCCGACGAGGUCAGCGUGACGGUGCUGAGGACCGCGGGCGGCCCCGAGGCAGGGCCUUCCCGAGUGCGAAGGGCCGGUGCGUUCCCUCUGCUCGCCUGGCCUGGAGAGGCACUGGUUCUGCCGAGUGGGGACCGCCCUGGGCCUUCCAGAGCUGGGCAGGCAGUGUGUGUGGCCCAGGGGUGUGGGGUCUGUGUAAGAGGAAGCCCAUCCGGUUCCAAGGGGGCUGGCCUGGCGGCAGCCAGUGCGGUGGGCGCCCUCCCUGUCCCUGCGGGAAGCAUGUCUGACGGCAGCUGCUGGUGUGUAGGCUUCUCUCUGCUCAGUGAUGUGUCGCCUUGUCUUCCUUUUGGCUCUGUUCUCGUUUCAAACUGCUUUAGAUAUGACCCUCGGUGUGUGUGCCUCCCUCGCUGUCCCACCGUCAGUGCAGCCGCCCCGCUGGGACCUGGUAGAGGAAGAGGUCGGGGUGGCUGUGGCUGGAGCAGGCAGUGUCUCCACGCUGUCCGCCGCUGGGCUUCGCCGUCUGUGCUCGAGGAGCCUGCACGGUGCUGCCGGCAGUCGGGGAGCGUGCUGGGCCUCCCCACACCAGGCUCUCGGGAGGGACGGGGAAGGGCCUGUCUGUCCCUCCUGGCUCUCAUCUCGGCGCACCUCCCGGGGCGGUGGCGGGCGUGAGGCAGGUGGCUGAUCCAUUCCUUCCUGUGUUCUUCGCUGUAGCCCGUGCGGCACCGGCCUGGCUGCUUGCUUUGUUCCUUUGGCUGUGAGCCUUCCGCCUGUGGAAGUGGCGAAAGCUACAUUUUUACAGCCCGCCAGGCACGGUCAGUGCCGUCUGCGCUGCAGGUGUGGGCAGUGGUGUAUCCGUGUGUGUACAUAUGUGUAUAUGUAUAUAGCGUGCAGCAGGCCUCACUGCUGCUGUCCAGGGGCAAUGCAGCAAGUACAAUAAAAGUUGGCUCCAAAACAGCCUGGGCAGGAGGGGGUCCUGAGAGCUCUUCUGCUGGCUGCUCAGGAGACAGCGCUGACGCCGCCACGUACCUAGAGUUUGGGCAGCUGGCGGGGCGAGGUGCCUGGCCCACCGCAGUGUCAGCUUAUCCGGGGUGGGUGCCCAUCACCAUCCCGUCCUGUGUGACAUCUGGGAGGUGGUAGAAACCCAUUCCACUUUGGAACAUUUAAAACCAAUUUUCUAAGCAUCAGAUACAAUCAGUGACCAACUGCGUUCUAAACAGUCUGUUGGGACCACAGAUCGGCCCAGGGGUCGCGGAGAGGAGCAGGCCGUGCUGCGCCCCCAGGAGGAGCGGCCUGGUCCUACCACCCCUUAGACUUUGUUUCCCUGGAAAAUGGACUCGUUUCACACUAAGUGAGGGAGGCAGUUUGCACUGAAAUGUAUUGACGUUGUUUUUAAAACUUAAGUGCGAUGCGUGGGAAGCAUUGUCCGCGCUGGCUUUGCCCUGUGAGCAGAGCCUGGCAGAGCUGGGGUGCCCAGGCCCUGCUCCCACGUGCACACCUGAGGGCCAGGCGGGCGGGUUAGGAUGUUUCCCCACAGUGACCUCCAUCUUGUAUGUCUGAAUGUUGACCUAGAAUAAAGAUAACUGUUGUAAAAUAAAUGUUUUCACUGCA
Molecule: messenger RNA, 4263 nt
Organism: Eptesicus fuscus (big brown bat)
Lineage: Eukaryota; Metazoa; Chordata; Mammalia; Chiroptera; Vespertilionidae
Gene: DNAJC5
Product: DnaJ heat shock protein family (Hsp40) member C5
Exons: 5
Coding region: 231-827 (198 amino acids)
Biological process (GO): regulation of synaptic vesicle cycle
Cellular component (GO): membrane; intracellular membrane-bounded organelle; presynapse
Source: RefSeq, a predicted model, not a curated record